CUGGCGGAGCGGAGGAAAGUAGUUCUGUUUCAUCUCCUCCUUCGUUUCACUGCAAAUUUUGACAUUUCUUUCCAGUGGUUGCCGCAUUCCCGACUUGAUUAUUCUCCAUCCUCGUUAUCUAUAAGCUGAGUUAAAAUGUCGACCCAAAUACUUCCCAUUAAAUUUCAAGAACAUUUACAGCUCACAAAUGUCGGUAUUAAUCAAGCUAGUGUCAGUUUUAACACCCUUACAAUGGAGUCGGACAAGUUUAUUUGUGUUCGAGAAAAAGCUGGAGAACAAGCACAAGUCGUAAUCAUUGAUCUUGCAGAUCCCACCAAUCCGAUCAGACGGCCCAUCUCAGCGGAUUCAGCCAUCAUGAAUCCUGCUAGCAAAGUUAUCGCACUCAAAGGCAAAGCAGGAUCUGAAGGAACGGCUGCAGCUCAAAAAACACUUCAGAUUUUCAACAUAGAGAUGAAAAGCAAAAUGAAGGCUCAUACAAUGACGGAUGAUGUAGUGUUUUGGAAGUGGAUCUCUCCCAAUACUUUAGCUCUUGUAACUGAAACAUCGGUUUUUCACUGGAGCAUGGAAGGUGAUUCAACUCCAGUGAAAAUGUUCGAUCGACAUUCCACCCUGAAUGGCUGUCAAAUAAUUAAUUACAGAACUGAUCACAAACAAAACUGGCUUCUGCUCAUAGGAAUAUCUGCCCAGCAAAAUAGAGGAGUUGUUGGGGCUAUGCAGUUAUACUCGGUGGAAAGGAAAUGUUCACAGCCAAUUGAAGGGCAUGCUGCCUCUUUUGCCCAAUUCAAAAUGGAAGGUAAUCUGGAACUAUCAACCUUGUUCUGUUUUGCAGUUCGUUCAACUCAAGGAGGCAAGCUGCACAUAAUAGAAGUAGGACAGACCCCUAAUGGAAAUAAACCGUACAAGAAAAAAGCAGUGGAUGUUUUUUUCCCUCCAGAAGCUCAAAGUGAUUUUCCUGUCGCAAUGCAGGUCAGCGCAAAAUAUGACGUUAUCUACUUGAUCACCAAAUAUGGCUACAUUCAUUUGUAUGAUAUUGAAACAGCUACAUGCAUCUACAUGAACCGAAUAUCUGGUGAUACUAUUUUUGUAACAGCACCGCAUGAAGCAUCUGGAGGCAUCAUUGGAGUCAAUCGCAAAGGACAGGUGCUGUCUGUCAGUGUUGAAGAAGACAAUAUCAUUCCGUACAUCAACAACGUCCUCGGAAACCCAGAUCUUGCCUUACGAAUGGCAGUGAGAAACAACUUAGCCGGUGCAGAAGAAUUAUUCAUCAAAAAGUUCAACGUUCUAUUUCACAAUGGAUCUUACACAGAAGCAGCUAAGGUUGCUGCCAGUGCUCCUAAAGGCAUCCUUCGGAUUCCCCAAAUUAUUCAAAGGUUUCAACAAGUACCAACGCCCUCAGGCCAAACUUCUCCUUUAUUGCAGUAUUUUGGAAUUCUUCUAGAUCAGGGUAAAUUGAACAAACACGAAUCCUUGGAGCUGUGCCGUCCAGUUUUGGCUCAAGGUCGGAAGCAGCUGUUAGAAAAAUGGCUGAAAGAAGAUAAAUUAGAAUGUUCAGAAGAAUUGGGAGAUCUUGUCAAACAAGCUGAUCCAUCUCUAGCCUUAUCUGUGUAUUUACGUGCAAACAUUCCCAGCAAGGUGAUCCAAUGUUUUGCUGAAACUGGACAAUACCAAAAAAUAGUCCUCUAUGCCAAAAAAGUUGGUUACACGCCGGACUAUGUCUUCCUUAUGCGGAAUGUUAUGAGGACGAAUCCGGAACAUGCCGUUGCCUUUGCUCAGAUGCUGGUACAAGAUGAUGAGCCACUAGCUGACAUCAAUCAGAUUGUAGAUGUAUUCAUGGAACAAAAUCAAGUUCAGAAUUGCACCGCAUUUUUAUUGGAUGCCUUGAAAAAUAACAGACCCUCUGAAGGGCCUCUGCAAACUCGAUUACUUGAGAUGAAUCUGGUCUCAGCUCCUCAGGUGGCCGAUGCAAUUUUAGGUAAUCAAAUGUUCACCCACUAUGACAGAGCCCACAUCGCACAGCUCUGCGAGAAGGCCGGCUUGUUGCAGCGUGCUCUUGAACACUACACAGAUCUUUACGACAUCAAACGUGCUGUAGUCCACACUCACUUGCUGAACCCAGAAUGGUUGGUGAAUUAUUUUGGAACCCUAUCUGUGGAAGACUCACUGGAAUGUUUGAAAGCUAUGUUCCCAAAUAUUAGACAGAAUUUGCAAAUUUGUGUCCAGAUUGCAACCAAAUACCAUGAACAACUUACGACCAAAGCAUUAAUUGAACUUUUUGAAUCAAACAAGUGUUACGAGGGUUUAUUCUAUUUCCUAGGAUCAAUUGUUAACUUCAGUCAAGACCCAGAUGUCCACUUUAAGUACAUUCAGGCUGCAUGUAAAACCAGUCAGAUCAAAGAAGUUGAAAGAAUUUGUCGUGAAUCCAACUGUUAUAAUCCCGAACGUGUCAAGAACUUCUUGAAAGAGGCAAAAUUAACAGAUCAGCUCCCUCUCAUAAUUGUAUGCGAUCGUUUUGACUUCGUCCAUGAUCUUGUGCUCUAUUUGUACAGAAAUAAUCUCCAGAAAUACAUUGAAAUCUAUGUACAGAAAGUGAACCCAUCUCGUCUACCUGUUGUCAUUGGAGGACUUCUUGAUGUUGAUUGUUCAGAAGAUAUAAUAAAAAAUCUGAUAUUAGUCGUACGAGGACAGUUCUCAACGGAUGAGCUUGUAGAGGAAGUUGAAAAGAGAAACAGGCUGAAGCUGCUGUUGCCGUGGUUAGAAUCUCGAGUGCACGAAGGUUGCAUUGAGCCUGCCACUCAUAACGCCCUUGCCAAAAUUUACAUUGACAGCAACAACAAUCCUGAGCGUUUCCUGAAAGAGAAUCAAUAUUAUGACAGUCGAGUCGUAGGAAAAUAUUGCGAAAAACGUGACCCUCAUCUUGCCUGUGUCGCCUACGAAAGAGGUCAGUGUGAUUUAGAAUUGAUCAAUGUCUGUAAUGAGAAUUCUCUCUUCAAAUCGCAAGCCAGAUAUCUGGUCCGUCGACGAGACCCCGAACUCUGGAUUGAAGUCUUGAGUGAAAACAACCCUUACAAACGCCAGCUGAUCGAUCAAGUUGUGCAAACAGCUUUAUCUGAAACUCAAGAUCCUGAAGACAUCUCUGUGACUGUGAAAGCCUUCAUGACUGCAGAUCUACCCAAUGAGCUAAUUGAAUUGCUUGAAAAAAUCGUUUUGGACAACUCUGUGUUCAGUGACCAUAGAAAUUUGCAAAACUUGUUGAUUCUAACUGCAAUCAAAGCUGAUAGGACUCGAGUCAUGGAGUACAUUAAUCGCUUGGACAAUUACGAUGCCCCAGACAUUGCCAACAUAGCUAUCAACAAUGAAUUAUACGAAGAAGCCUUCGCCAUUUUCAAGAAAUUUGAUGUAAAUACAUCAGCAAUCCAAGUUUUAAUAGACAAUGUCAAAAAUCUUGACCGUGCUUACGAAUUUGCGGAAAGGUGCAAUGAACCAGGAGUAUGGAGCCAGCUAGCAAAAGCUCAGUUGCAACAAGGACUUGUCAAAGAGGCAAUUGAUUCCUUCAUAAAAGCUGAUGAUCCGUCAGCAUAUGUAGAUGUUGUGGAAACAGCUCGUAGAAUGGAAAGCUGGGAAGAUCUUGUUCGUUACUUGCAGAUGGCUCGCAAGAAAGCCAGAGAAUCUUACAUAGAAAGUGAACUGAUCUAUGCGUACGCUCGCACUAACAGACUAGCAGACUUGGAGGAGUUUAUCUCAGGUCCGAAUCAUGCUGACAUCCAAAAAAUUGGAGAUAGAUGUUUUGACGAUGGCAUGUACGAACCAGCAAAGCUUCUUUACAACAAUGUGUCAAAUUUUGCCCGUUUGGCCAUUACUUUGGUGCAUUUGAAAGAAUUCCAAGGUGCAGUGGAAAGUGCUCGCAAAGCCAACAGCACGAGGACAUGGAAAGAAGUUUGCUUUGCAUGUGUUGACAGUGAAGAAUUCAGACUUGCGCAAAUGUGUGGUCUUCACAUCGUUGUCCACGCUGAUGAGCUAGAAGAUUUAAUAAAUUAUUACCAGGAUAGAGGCUAUUUUGAGGAACUGAUCAAUCUAUUAGAAGCUGCUUUAGGCUUAGAACGUGCUCAUAUGGGUAUGUUCACAGAGUUAGCCAUCUUGUACUCAAGAUACAAGCCACAGAAAAUGCGAGAGCAUCUUGAACUUUUUUGGUCCCGUGUUAACAUUCCAAAAGUUUUGCGUGCUGCAGAACAAGCUCAUUUGUGGGCUGAACUUGUCUUUCUGUACGAUAAAUACGAAGAGUAUGAUAAUGCCGUCAUUGCCAUGAUGAAUCACCCAACAGAAGCUUGGCGAGAAGGUCACUUCAAAGACAUCAUCACCAAAGUUGCCAAUAUUGAAUUAUACUAUAAAGCCAUCCAAUUUUAUCUGGAUUAUAAGCCACUCUUGUUAAACGAUGUUUUGUUGGUUCUCACGCCCAGAAUGGAUCACACAAGAGCCGUUAACUUCUUCACUAAAGUUAAUCACCUACAGCUGGUUAAACCGUACCUACGAUCAGUACAGUCCCUCAAUAACAAAGCCAUCAACGAAGCACUGAACGAUCUUUUGAUUGAUGAAGAGGACUACCAAGGUCUCCGAAUGUCUAUCGAUGCUUUCGAUAACUUCGAUACAAUUGCACUUGCUCAGAAUUUAGAGAAACACGAAUUAAUCGAAUUCAGGAGGAUUGCUGCUUACCUCUACAAAGGAAACAACCGGUGGAAACAGUCCGUGGAGCUUUGCAAGAAAGAUAGACUUUUCAAGGAUGCAAUGGAAUAUGCUGCAGAAUCCAAGAAUGCUGAUAUUGCGGAAGAACUCCUGGCAUGGUUUUUGGAGCGAGGAUCAAAAGACUGUUUCGGUGCUUGUCUCUUCCAGUGCUAUGAUCUCUUACAUCCUGAUGUCAUUCUUGAACUUGCCUGGAGGCAUAACAUCAUGGACUUCGCAAUGCCUUAUUUAAUUCAAACUAUCAGAGAGUACAUCACCAAAGUGGACAAAUUAGGAGAGGCGGAAGCGAAACGCGCUGAAGAACACUCAGAGCAAGAUGUCAAACCUAUGAUCAUUCCAGAGCCACAGCUCAUGUUGACUGCAGGGCCAGGCAUGAUGGCCCCUGGCUAUCCCUCCGCUUACACCAACUCCUACGCUCCUCCUCCCGGCAUGCCGUAUCAGAAUUACGGAAUGUAAUCUCACCGGAGAAAAGUCAUUAACGAUCCUCUCUACUAAUAUUAAAGAUGUUAAUAUUUAUAUCCUGUGUAUUAUCUCAGUUCCUAGGGUCAAGGAAUAUGAAAGGUAUAGAAAAAUCAUUAACUAGGAAGUUGAACUUAGGAGUUAAUUCAAUCAAUGAAGAGGCGCUAUUUAUAAAAACGAAACGUCUGACGUUAUUGUUAAGUUUGGCUUCAUCUCUUAGGACUCACUAUGUUGUCUGUGUGUUUGUUCAAUUUUUCUUUUGUGCUGUUGAUAUUGUAAAACCUCAGAAUCUGUAUAGUUGUAAGUUAUUAAAAAUCCCAGUGGAUUCUGGAUUUCAUGGAGCUGUGACUUUCACUACACUCCAGUGUUCUUAUACAAUAGAACUUUGUAAUUUGUUGGCUUUCAGAUGUAUUCUAUUUAAUGUAUUUUGAUCAUUAGAUGAAUGAUUCAUUGUUAUCUUUUAUGUAUCAAUAAUAUUUACAUUGAAAUUAUCGUCCUCUUUUAUAUUAUCCUAUUUAAUUGUAUUAGAAUUGUAAUUUCUUUAUUUUUACUUCAUGUUUAUCCCUCCCUUUUUUUUCUGUUAAGACAAUUAUUACCUAGAGAUUUUAAAAUGAUCAGUAUAUAAAUAUUUAUACAAUGUUGAUAUAUUUCCUUUUUUUGUUUACAUACUAUUCAUUUUAUUUUAUUUCCAGCUUUUCUUCAUUAUCAGACUGUUGUAGGAAAUAGUCCCAAAAGAAAAUCUGUACAAUAAAUAUGUAGCAUAAUUUAAGACUCAA
Molecule: messenger RNA, 5969 nt
Organism: Bemisia tabaci
Lineage: Eukaryota; Metazoa; Arthropoda; Insecta; Hemiptera; Aleyrodidae
Gene: Chc
Product: clathrin heavy chain
Biological process (GO): intracellular protein transport; receptor-mediated endocytosis
Cellular component (GO): clathrin coat of trans-Golgi network vesicle; cell cortex; clathrin complex
Molecular function (GO): clathrin light chain binding; structural molecule activity
Source: RefSeq, a predicted model, not a curated record